UCUGUUACAUCCCUGAAAUGAUGAACACAAUGGGAGAUGAGAGAAUUUUGAGCAUAUACAAAGCUUCGAGAAGUAUAAAGAAGAGAGAGAACAGUCUCUACAACGCCUUGUGUUCCAUCUUUGAUGACUCCGUGUUUGUCGCCGAGAUCGCUCAGUUAUGGCCGGAGUUGCCGUUAGUAGCGAAUCUCCGGUGUGGAUUGUGGUACUCUAAGCGUUUUCAUCACAAUUGUUAUUUCAAGUCUACUGAUGGACACACCAAUAACUUGUCGUUCAAUACUUCUCGCCUUAAUCUUCAUCUUGCGCUUCUCGCAGGGCAGAAGGGAGGGUGUAUUAUUGUCGAUUCUACUCGAAAAGGGAAACGCUUUCCAGACAGUAUGUCCAAGACCAUACCAAUCUGGGCCUGUGUGAUGAACCGAGCAAUAUCAAAUCAUAAAAACAGAAUGCGUGGAUCUGUUUCAGUGGUGGAGGGGACUACAAACAAUCAUAAAGAAAAUACUGAACAAGACCUUCUUAGUUGGGAUUGUUCGUUGCAUCUUCCUCUAUGGGUUCCUCCAGCGGAGAGGAUGGCAAUUGAGAAUCAUUUAGAAGAAUGGACAAAGCAGUUAGAGACCAGUGGAGCUGAUAUCACACCUCUUUUAUCAAUACUAAAGAAACCUUUACGACCUUUGUGGAUUUCCCAGAAGUCUGUUAUCUGGUUAAAUGAAGUUCCUGAUCACGAAUCUUGGGAUUUCACACCUUUAAUACUUGUUUCAGCAUCCUCCUCUAAUGGCUAUUUACAACAAAGAACUGCUUCAGAGUUUAGCUGGAAUUAUAUACCAGGAGCUGGAGAUGAUGAGGAAAGUUGGGCAAGGGGUUUAUCACCUACCCUUUUCUGGAAUAAUGCCAUAGAACUUAUUAGCUCGGGGCCUGAUCAAUGUAACCAGAAGGUAGCUGAUAUUGUUGAAAAAGAUAGAGUUUAUCGAGCACAAAGGGGACAUAAUGCUCCUCAAAUCUCUAUCAAGUCUUUAAAGUCUUUUGGAAACAUAGACAAUUCCCAUUCCGAAGAAAUUUUACUCGAUUUAAAGAGUACGGACACUAGAAGUGGUGAAAACUUGUCCCGUGAUGAUAGUAAAGUUUGUUGGCUAGGUUCUUCUAAUAUUGCAGUAUGCUCAACACAACUCGCUGUAAAUGCUUUUGAUGUCGACAGUAUUUUGAACUGCGACCAGGAAGCUUUCUCUGCCUGCCUUAAGGAUCAGGAGGCUUGUAUGCAUCUUCCAAUUGUGAAUUCAAAAUUUGACAGAUUUUCUUUGUUAAGAAAUCUUCCGUCUGCGGUUAGCUUUGCCAACUCACAGCUGGAGAAAGGAAAGAAACUUCUAGUUUGCUGUAAUACAGGAGAAGAUAUCAGUAUAUGCGUCUGCUUGGCAAUCUUGACCUCAUUAUUUACGGUAGAAGGCUGUUUUGAUGACGGGAAAUCAUUUAGAGAGACAUGUAUAACAAAAUUGGAGAUGCGACAACGACUAAUAUAUAUUUGUAAGUUUGCAGUCAAUGCCCGUCCAUCUAGAGGAAAUCUAAAGCAAGUAUUCAGUUUUCUCAACCGAGAAAGUAAUAGCUGUGUUUCUUGAUAGACAAUAUGUAUUUAAGCUGAGGAAUAGAAAUCAGAAAUACCUCCAUGGUUUUUGCUUGCCAGACCAUCAAGGAUCCGUUGUACUUUAGUGUUUUUUUGUUUUGUUUUAAGAAGUCUAUGCACAAUAAAAAUUCGCCAUUUUAUGUAUCAUGAAAGUUGUAAUGUUAUGUCAUAGUUUCUGGAGUAUAUUGUUCUCA
Molecule: messenger RNA, 1800 nt
Organism: Daucus carota subsp. sativus
Lineage: Eukaryota; Viridiplantae; Streptophyta; Magnoliopsida; Apiales; Apiaceae
Exons: 7
Coding region: 18-1601 (527 amino acids)
Biological process (GO): charged-tRNA amino acid modification
Cellular component (GO): cytoplasm
Molecular function (GO): tRNA adenosine(64)-2'-O-ribosylphosphate transferase activity
Source: RefSeq, a predicted model, not a curated record